UCUGUGUUCACCCAAGAUUCAGACCCUGCAGUCUCAGCACUACAACUCAAUUCCAUCUGCUGUAUAUGGGAUCAGACUUCACACAGCACUGGGAAUCCUUUUUCUUUACGGGAUCAUUUGGAAUUUCACUAGUCUACUGACAGUUAAAUCUUUACCUACGGCGCGACAUCCAUCUGUGCCUGGAAUGCACGACUUGAGAAAGCACUUUUGAGCCUCGGACUAUAACAACUCUAAAAAAACAUUCGGAUAGCAAACAAUCACUGUCUAAGGAGACGUGAGUCUUCUUUAAAAUCAAAAGUGCCGUUUACAAGCUUUAUUUGUAUGGGAGUGAUAGACCUCGUCUGUUGUAAAAGCAGUGAAACAGUUUGUACAGUAUCAGUCGGAAAGUGAUCUUGAAGUUUCUCUAAAUCGUGCCAAGUUUUUAUAAAGUUGACAGGUGCUCUGCACUAACAUCUCGCCCGGCUUCGUAUGCGCGCCUGACUUGAACACCCAUCAUUCCAGGAGUAUUGUCUUUGGUCUCUGGGUGCUAGCGCGAGUCAGGGAUACUUUUAUCACUUUUUAAUGUAGACGCAGAGCCUUUUGGUUGGGAUUAUGUGGAUACUACCCUGCGAUUAUCUACUACCAAUGUUGCCAAACCAGGAUCGGUGCUUUCUUCCAUCCGAAAUUUGUGCAUGUUGAAAUUAACAGCGAAGCGACAGACCUGAAGUACAUUAUACGUUCUGUUUACAACAAAUCCAAAUGAUCCUGUCAUUCUUAUUCCUCCUUAUAUCGUCAAUCCAACAACAUGGAUCGGAAGCUGAAUCCAGCCUCAGCAACAAGUUUCAGCAUACCAGUAUGAAAGAUCAAAACGGAGUACAAAAUUCUCAGCAUGAGAAAGUCAUUACAGUUACAGGAGAUGGAGUUGUGCACAGUCCGGAAUUUCCCCAUACCUAUCCUCGGAAUAAAGUGCUAGUCUGGAGACUAGUUGCAGCAGAUGAAAACAUGCAGAUACAGCUAACAUUUGAUGAAAGAUUUGGGCUCGAGGACCCAGAAGAUGGCAUAUGCAAGUAUGACUUUGUAGAAAUUGAAGAGCCUUCAGAAGGCAAUAUUCUGGGUCGGUGGUGUGGAUCCCAAUCUGCCCCAGGAAAGCAGGUAUCCAAAGGGAACCAGAUUAGGAUACGCUUUAAAUCUGAUGAAUACUUUCCUUCAGAGCCAGGAUUCUGCAUUCGGUACUCCCUUCUUCCCAGGGACCCCACCACAUGCAACAUCACAAAGAAAGAUGGAAUGAAGUGUGUUUUGCUGCUCUGUCAUACAGAGUCCAUCCUUCCUUUCAGUUUCCAUCUUUUGGUCUUAUUCCAAGAAUGGAACCUGAGCAUGUGGAGGCCCAUAAAACACAGCACAAAGAGCCUACCUGUACCAGAAUCCCCUGCAGUGCUGCCACCCUCUCUGCAGACUAUGGACAUGUUAAUUGAAGCAGUUUCUGGGUUAAGUACAGUGGAGGAGGUUAUGAAAUACUUGGAUCCUGAAAGAUGGCAGCUGGAUUUGGACGACUUGUAUAAGCCAACAUGGCACAUACUUGGCAAGUCAUUCAUCCAUCCCAGGAAAUCCAGAGUGGUGGAUCUUAACCUAUUGAGGGAAGAAGUGAGACUGUACAGCUGCACCCCACGCAACUUUUCUGUGUCUCUCCGUGAGGAACUGAAGCGAACUGACACCAUCUUCUGGCCAAACUGUCUUCUGGUCAAGCGAUGUGGUGGGAACUGUGCCUGCUGUGCCCAGAACUGCUUUGAAUGUCAGUGUGUUCCCACCAAGGUCAUCAAGAAAUACCAUGAGGUUCUCCAACUAAGACAUAGAAGUGGGGGAAGAGGAUGGCAAAAAUCAAUGACAGACGUACUCUUGGAACAUCAUGAAGAAUGUGACUGCAUGUGCAAAAGUGAUUCAGAUGGAUAAAAGAGAGCACCAGUGUACUUGCCUCAAAGCCCAAGAAUAUCUUUAAAGAGAUCAGAAAGGAAUGCCAGGAUUCGCUAUGUCUCAAGGUCAGCAUCAUGGAUAACUACAGAAUGGGGUGUUGUAAUUCCAGUGAUCUGGUGUACAUCAUAAUUGGAUUUUGAACUUCUGGUUGAGUCUUGAUGCUGUGAAGAGCCUGGGCAUUGUGUAAGAUCCAUUUAAAUAAAAAGACUACAUAAACUGGAAAGAAGGAGUUGCUCCUUGUUUGCCAUAUUGUGUCAAUGAAAGCCUUUCAGUAGUUUUCAAUCACUGGAUAAUCUGGUGAAAACAACUCUAUGAAGAGCUCAGCUGCAUUGGUGUUAUGUUGGCAACACCGGUCGCAGACUGCUUGCAUACAUUUCUUCUGAAGAAAGUUCAAGUUCUGAACACAUAGUGUCUUAAUGUUCUGGAAAACAUCCCUUUUCAGUCAAAUAUGUCUAUGUAUUUUAUAGAACCCAUCAAUGUCCUGCUUUGUGGUACAUUAUUAUACAGUACUUAAACAGAGCAUUAAUCUUGUAUUAUAAUUGUUCUGAACUCAUCAGUUUUCUUUUACAGAUUUGAAUAAAUCUUUUAAGCAAACUAUUAUGUUCAUUCACUAUGUUCCUGAACUGUUCCUAUUAAUUUUGUUUUGAAAUGAUAUAUUAAUGCCUUUCUUUUAGGAAAUUGAUUUUCUUUUUUACAACCCUCUUAAAUACCGUGAUGUAUAUUUUGCCAAAGGAAUUUAAUGUUGAUCUGUCUUGCCAACUUUCUGUUGUCUACUGUUUAUUGUUAUUUGUACUUGAUCUGUGUAAUAAAAGUGAAAGGUACAAAACUGAUAUUCAUAUCUUAGGCAAAGGCAAGGACUACAUCACAAAAGAACAUAGAUCUAGGAUCAUAUGUACAUUAAAUCUUUCUAAAAAGAAUGCGAAAUGUGUUAGCUAUCAUGCAUACUACUGUAUGAACUGAACAUGUGGAUCAACGUCAGCUGGCUGCACGUUUCACAAACUUUUAUAAGGUUUUUUUAGGGAAUGCUGUCAUGAGAUGCUGCGUCCAUCUCACCUUCAGAAGAAACAAGGUUGAAAAUCGUAAAACAGUUAAAAGGAUUAUCUUGAAUAACAAAAUAUUCACCUUGAACUAUCAUUGUUUUUCUUGUUUAAAAAUCAACACUGUUUUGCUUUUAAUAUUGUGCAUUAUUUUGUUUAGAUAAGGUUAUCUAUAUUUAGAUUAAUUCAAACUGUAAGAAAAACAAUAAAAAUAAGAUCUCAAACAUUCUGUUUUUUAUACUGGAUGUGUGAUGGAUAUAUACAAGAGACAGAGUGAUAAACUGUACGUUAUAUGUCUGAGUUGCAUUUAGAACUGUAUUGUUUUUUACUUUCAUAGAUUAUGUUAGCCAUUUAGCAAUGUUCUGUUCCCCACAGUAAGAGUGGAUACUUAACAAGAAUAUUUCCUACACUGACUGUUUAAAUUUAUAUUACAAGAAAUUGUCUAUUAUUCAAUAAAGCCUGUUUAUGGACAAUUAAAAUGUCUUAACAGGUAAAACAAACCAACAGUUAAUAGAUGUAAUACAUACAUAAUUGGAGAGAGCUUUUAUGCAUAGUUAAACAGUGACUCGUAAUUCAAGUCUCAAAUAUUUUACAUACUGUAUACAUCUUAACUUAUAAAUAUAAUAUGUGCUUCUACACUGCUUAACAUAAAUAGGAAAUAAACAAUUCCAAUCUCGUAAGAGAUCUUACACGAUUUACAGUAUACACUAUAUGUGAUAAGUAAUUUUCAGUUUGCCAGGCAAAUAGGUACAUUACAUUUAAAAAAAGCUGUAUAAGACAUAAUGAUAUCCUCCACGCACUAUGAGUAUUCAUAAAAAAAACAAAAGAAAUAAUGUCAUAGAUACAUUUUCUGUGAUUAUGCACUAAAGAUUUAUUCUGUUGAAACGUCUUGUUGAGAAACUUAAUAAAGUGCUUUUGUUUUCUA
Lepisosteus oculatus (spotted gar) is the source of this 3909-nucleotide messenger RNA. It is a transcript of the gene pdgfc, whose product is annotated as platelet derived growth factor c. Gene Ontology annotation, cellular component: membrane. Gene Ontology annotation, biological process: positive regulation of MAP kinase activity; positive regulation of cell migration; positive regulation of ERK1 and ERK2 cascade. Lineage: Eukaryota; Metazoa; Chordata; Actinopteri; Semionotiformes; Lepisosteidae. The record is from RefSeq and is a predicted model, not a curated record. Gene Ontology annotation, molecular function: growth factor activity; platelet-derived growth factor receptor binding.